Messenger RNA from Drosophila sulfurigaster albostrigata, 795 nucleotides. RefSeq names its product ER membrane protein complex subunit 7 homolog. The coding region runs from base 1 to 795 and encodes 264 amino acids. The transcript has a single exon. NCBI's taxonomy places the organism in Eukaryota, Metazoa, Arthropoda, Insecta, Diptera, Drosophilidae. Gene Ontology annotation, molecular function: carbohydrate binding. Gene Ontology annotation, cellular component: EMC complex. The record is from RefSeq and is a predicted model, not a curated record.
AUGAUUUUGAUGCUAAGCUAUCUGCAGCAAUUCUCGCUGUCUGAGGAAGUGAGUUCGCCCUUUAAACAGUUUUUCGACGAGUCAGAAAAAUAUAUAUACCAAGAGCAGAAAGAAAACUGUAACAACGACGAUUUGCUGACUGCAGAUGACAAAAUCGGCAACGAACUUUUCCCCGAGUUUCCAGGGAAACCAACUAAAGAAUUCUUCAAUAUCGAAGGAAUUGUUUUGCCAGCUGAAGCAGAGUUGCAAGUGGAUGAAAAGUGGCCCACGGAUGUUCAAAUUGCUGUGAAUGGCGGCGAAUAUUUUGGGUUUGUGCGUUCAAAUGGCAGUUUUGUUGUGAGUGGAGUUCCUCCAGGAUCUCACAUAGUAGAGGCCUAUCAUUCGGAUAUUUAUAUUCCUCCAUUGCGUUUGGAUAUCUCAAGCAGAGGCAAAUUCCGAGCACGCAAAUUGAGUCACAUUCGACCCAAGCAAGUCAUUAAAUUGCCUUAUCCACUAUAUCUGAAACCCUUAAAGCGUCGCAAGUACUUUCGAUUGAGGGAAACAUGGAAUAUUAUGGAUUAUGUGCUUAAUCCGAUGGUUCUUCUUAUGGUUGUUCCUUUGCUGUUGAUGUUGAUACUGCCUCGUUUAAUUAGCGAUCCCGAAACCAAGCGCGAAAUUGAGAAUAUUCAAAUUCCAAAGAUACCGACUGGAGUUCCCGAUCUAAGCGAUAUGCUGACCUCUUUACUGGCGGGCAAAAAACAAUCUGAGCUGCAGCAAAAAACAAGCCCAAGAAGCGCUAACAAAAAACGUAACUGA